CUUGGAAGACUUCCAGUUAGAGGGUGUCCAGGAUCUAAGUCCACAAACAAGACAUGUCGUCUUGGUUGUGGCAAAUUGGAAACAACAGACCAUGUCGUCUGCUGUUGCCAAGUCAAUUCAGCUCUAUCCAUUAAUAGACAUAAUUCUAUCUUAGAUCUAAUGGUGACAGAAGCGGAGGCGCUCGGCCACUCCGUUUCCGUCAAUCGGGCAAUUGACUCCACCGGAAUGCGACCUGACAUCGUCGUAACAUCGACGAACCCAGCUAUCAUUAUUGACGUGACAGUUCCACUCAGCAGUGCAGAAGGGUUAGAGAGGGCUAGGAAUAAGAAGAUAGAGAAGUACAAAGACCUUGGAUCUGUACUUCCUCUAGUCGUUGGUUCUCUCGGGUCCUGGCUUCCGAGCAACGACGCCAUAUCUCUAGCCCUCAGCAUUCCUGGAAGACGAUGGAACAAUCUGAAGAGGAAGAUGAAAAUCUUGGCCAUACAAGGAACGACCAGAAUAAUAGCAAAGCACUUGGCCUAUCAAACAGAAGGAAGCGAUCCACCGCCCGAAGAAGAUGAAGAAACAGAAGACAACAGUCUUCUGCAACAUUCUCUUUAAGGGUUUUUUAACGUAGCGUUGACACGUCGUCUCGCGAACUUUUUCCCUUUACAUAUUAAUGUAAAAACCUAAUUGUAUACAGCUUUAUUCCCAGUCCAUUGGAAAAUACAAAGCAUAAAAUCUG
Daphnia magna is the source of this 724-nucleotide messenger RNA. RefSeq lists its product as uncharacterized. The record is from RefSeq and is a predicted model, not a curated record. The transcript has a single exon. The coding region runs from base 160 to 600 and encodes 146 amino acids. NCBI's taxonomy places the organism in Eukaryota, Metazoa, Arthropoda, Branchiopoda, Diplostraca, Daphniidae.